AUGAUAAGUAAUGAAUAUUUAAAUGAUCUUAAUCCAGAAAAUAAACUAGGAACAGGUGGAUAUCUUUCUGUAGCUUAUAGUAAUUUAAUGAAAGAAAUGUGGUAAGGAAAUUAAAGUUCUAUAUCACCUCAUAUUUUGAAAAAAGUAAUAGGAAAACUAGCUCCAUAAUUUAUGGGUUAUAAUUAAUAAGAUUCUUAAGAACUAUUAAGUUAUAUAUUAGAUGGUUUACAUGAAGAUUUAAACCGUAUAAAAGAAAAACCUUUAAUCGAAAAUAUAGAAUAUGAUGGAGGCUCCAAUAAUGAUUAAUUAAUUUCUCAAAAAUUUAAUGAGAAUUACAAAAAGAGAAACGAUUCAAUAAUCGCUGAUUUGAUUUUGGGAUAGUUUAAAAGUACAUUAGAAUGUCCUACAUGUGGUAAAAUAUCAAUUACAUUUGAUCCUUAUAUGACUUUAUCACUUCCUAUUCCUUAAGAAAAUUAUAGAUAAAUAUAGUUUUUUAUAAUAUAUAAAGAUAGUAGGGUUACUCCCACAUAAUUGAGCCUUAAAUUAGAUUCAAAUACUACAAUUUUAUAGCUAAAAUAAAUACUAUAUCAAUACACAAAAAUUAAUGCUGAAAAUCUAGAAUUUUGUAAUUUAAAAGAUUUCUAUAUAACUUAAAUUUUCGAAAAUAAUGAAACUAUAAAAGUAAUAGAAUAAUAUGGAAAUUAAAAUAUUUUUUAUUUACAAUAAUUUUAAAUUCCAAAAAUAUUAGUUAUGAACGAUUAAUUUAUUUAAAAAAGAUAUUUCAAUACAAUAACUAUAUAUAUAAUUAUAUAAAAUAAUCAGAGUGAACCUAUCCCUAUAUUAUUAAGAAAAAGGUAAAAAACCGAGUAAAUAAACCUCCAAGAUGACGAUACUAACACAAUAAUAUAAGAAAUAAUUUAAAACUCUAAAUAUAAUGCCGAUUUAUUUAAUUUUAAAAACUAAGAUGGAAGAGAAAUCCCUUUCGAAAAUUGCGAAAACAAAAGUAUUUCUUAAUAUAUAGACAAAGGAAAAGAAGGUAAAGAAUGCCUAAACAUAAGAAUGCUUCUUUAAAAAAACAGUGAAAAGCAGCUUUAUAAAUUCAACCGAUAUAAAGAUGAAAAAGACACUAAAAUACUUGAAAACAGUAACCUAUUAGAUAAAAAAAUAACUAUACAAAAAUGCCUAUAAGAGUUUACGAAAAAAGAAAUACUAGAAAGUGGUAAUGAAUGGUAUUGUAAUAAAUGUAAAGAACAUAAAAAAGCCUCUAAAAUUAUGCAAAUUUAUUCGGUUCCGAAAAUCCUUAUUAUUCAUCUAAAAAGAUUCAAAUCAGGAAAAAUGAGAAACUUUGGAAAAUACUUCUUUGAAAGCGAAGGAAAAAAAAUAGACGAUUUUGUAAAUUUCGAAAUUUAAAAUUUAGAUCUUUCUGAUUUUGUAAUUUCUAAAUUUAAUCAAUAAAAUUAUAUUUAUGAUCUUUUUGCUGUAAGUUAACAUUAUGGAGGGACUAGUGGAGGUCAUUAUACGGCUGCUGGGUUUAAUUUUGAGAAUAAAAAAUGGUUCUAAUUUAAUGAUUCAUAAGUUGAUAGUAUUUAGCCUUAAUAAGUGGUUAAUAAAAAUGCUUAUUUAUUGUUUUAUAGAAGAAGAGAAGAAUGA
Ichthyophthirius multifiliis is the source of this 1650-nucleotide messenger RNA. Its product is annotated as ubiquitin carboxyl-terminal hydrolase family protein, putative. NCBI's taxonomy places the organism in Eukaryota, Ciliophora, Oligohymenophorea, Hymenostomatida. Gene Ontology annotation, molecular function: cysteine-type deubiquitinase activity. The record is from RefSeq and is a predicted model, not a curated record. The transcript has 4 exons. Gene Ontology annotation, biological process: protein deubiquitination.